Gigantopelta aegis is the source of this 817-nucleotide messenger RNA. RefSeq lists its product as uncharacterized. The record is from RefSeq and is a predicted model, not a curated record. The transcript has 2 exons. NCBI's taxonomy places the organism in Eukaryota, Metazoa, Mollusca, Gastropoda, Neomphalida, Peltospiridae. Bases 135 to 815 code for a protein of 226 amino acids.
AAAAAUAAUUUAAUAUCUAAUGUUAAGCAUUUAUUUUUACAGGUUUUUUAAAUAUUAAAUUGAAAUUAAAAAAAAAAAAAGUGUAAAUUUGCUUGGGCUUCUUGGUUGCUUUCUUGGACUUGACCUUCUUUUAUAUGUAUAAUUUGUAUUUGCAGUUUAAGCGGGGUCGGGAUGAGUCUGGUGACAGCGAUGAGUCUGAUGGCAGCCAUGAGUCUGACAAAGAGGAUGCCAUGUCGCGGCACUCUCAGCAGUCGCACCAGUCUCAGCACUCCCAGCACUUACCCGGGACCUCUUCCACUGCCAACUCCAGCAAGUCCGGCAAGUCCGGCAAGGCCAAGGGCAACCGUUGCGAGCAGGCACCUAAUCCCUUGGUCCAGCUGGUCGCCGACUCCAAAAAGUUCCAUGCGCGGAUCCUGGACAUCAUCCAGAACAUGCGGCCCACCAUGGACCCCCAGCGCCAGGGGAUGAUGGACUACACUGCUGGUGUGGUCCGGAAGAUGAACGAAGAGGAGUGGGACGACUUCGAGGAGCAGGUGUUUCCCAUAGUCUGGCAGUUUGCUGCUCGUUUGCAUCGGCGGGAGAAGGCUGAUCGCACCUUGACACCUCGCACCAUGACACUUGAUGAGGAGUUGGGCCUUGCUCUGCAGGUGUCCUGCCAUGCCCCGCGACGCCCCGGCACGCAGUCGCAGCCAGGGGAAUCUGGAUUCCAGGGGUCUUCUGUACCGGGCUCAUCCGUCCAGAGGUCUUCCGUCCAGGGAUCGUAUGGCGGCGAGUGCUCCCAGGGUUGGCACCCUAUGCCUGGUCCUGAGGGUUGAUC